Messenger RNA from Dentiscutata erythropus, 444 nucleotides. NCBI's taxonomy places the organism in Eukaryota, Fungi, Glomeromycota, Glomeromycetes, Diversisporales, Gigasporaceae. The record is from the annotation of a GenBank genome assembly.
AUGCCACGAAAACCAAAAACUGAAAGAGGAAAAAUUUUACAUAGUUUACAUGAAUACAUUAAAUAUCUUCAACGACUUAAAAAACGUUCAACCGUAAAUAUUAAUGAUAUUUGUGAUGGUGCCAUUGAGCUCUUUGAAAAUUAUAAGAAGUCCAUUAGUGAUGAAAUCACCAGCGAGUCCGAUUUUCAAAGAGAAAAACGAUUACUCGAACGUCAAAAAAAAUAUUAUAUUGAAGAAAUACGACGUCUUGAAGAAACAAAUAUGGAUCUUAUCGAGGAACAUAAAAAUGUUAGAACUGAAUUACUCGAUGAAAUUGAAAGGAUCACGAACGAUAAAGAUCAACAAAUAUCCGAUCUUCAAAGUAAAAUCCGAAAUCUCGAGAAUAUAAACAACGAACUUAGAAGAGAGUUAGAGGAUAUUGAAGAAUUUAUUAAGGAAUCUUAA